UAUAUUUUAUGGAAAAAUACAAUGCUGCCUUGUUGACAACAUCACCGAGCCGCGCAGAUUACUCUUCGAUUUGACACCGCGCUCCUCCCUCAGUGCUUUUGCCGUCACAUCACGGGCCUUCUAGACCGGUGCCGCGCGGCUUUGCAUAAUCGAAUCCGCCCAAUGUCAACGAUAUCAUGCUCUCUGGUGCUGCAAAAAAACAUGAAAAUCAGUUGGACUUUAUGAAGGAUCUCCAUUGAUUGGCUUACUUAUUUUUCUCAUGAAAGUACUUUGUUUGGACUACUAGGCGACUGCCUCGUCAAACACGAGAUAGACUGAGGCACCUUAGCAGGGUUGGAUCUCCCGGUUGUUGACAGCAGCAGAGAAAGUCGAUAUUUUGUCGCAGCUGCAGAGAAUGUGAAGCUGUUGCCAUGUCAAUAUCCUCUCUAGAAGAGUUCUCUACGGAACCGUUCCUCCCUGGAACAUUCUCACCCUACACAGAACCCCACUCUGAGGAAUUCCUCAUCGCCAUGGGCGACAACAAUGUCACAGGGCCAAAAUGCACCUAUGACGAGGAUUUUAAGCGCUUCCUACUUCCUGCCAUCUACAGUGUGGUCUUCCUGAUUGGUCUGCCUCUGAACGGGGCAGUCAUCCUGAAGAACUGGAGGUUACGACCCAACCUGACCCGGAGCAACAUCUACAUGCUCAACCUGGCCAUGGCUGACUUCCUGUAUGUGAUGUCACUACCUCUGCUCAUCUACAACUACGCCAAUCAUGACUACUGGCCCUUUGGAGAGCUGGCCUGCAAACUGGUCCGCUUUCAGUUCUACAGUAACCUGCAUGGCAGUAUUCUGUUCCUGACCUGUAUCAGCCUUCAGCGCUACGUGGGCAUCUGCCACCCUAUGGCUGGCUGGCACAAGCAGGGGGGUCGCAGGCUGGCAUGGGUGGUCUGUGGGGGUGUGUGGCUGGUGGUCGCCCUCCUCUGUGCCCCCACUUUCUACUACGCCUCCACAGGAACACAACGCAACCGCACCGUCUGUUACGACCUGAGUCGACCGGAGCACUCGACCGACUACUACCCAUAUGGGAUGGCCCUGACCUGCCUGGGCUUCCUGUUGCCUUUUAUGGGCGUGGUGGUGUGCUACUGUCGAAUGGGUCGCCUCCUCUGCCGCCCACCGUCCUAUCAGGGUGUUAAAAUGGCCGCCUCAAUGGAGAAACGGGACAAGGCGGUGAAGAUGAUAAUCAUCGUGGUGACGGUGUUCGCUGUUAGCUUCCUGCCGUUCCACCUUACUAAGACCAUGUAUCUGUUGAUACGAACUUUACCAGGUGCUCCGUGUGCGACACGGAACCUGUUCUCAGUGAUCUACAAGUGCACCAGGCCGUUCGCCAGCAUGAACAGUGUUCUAGAUCCUAUACUGUUCUACUUCACACAGCCACGGUUCCGCAGGAGCACCAGAAUACUGGUCACCAAGAUCACCACUCUCAGAGACAGGGAACCAAGAUGUGAGAAAGUGAAAAACCUCACCUAUAACCCUAGAUUAUUUAGAACCAAUGUUUAACUAGAAGCUCAUUCAAGGGUAAACUCACAAAAUAACCGCGGUGUGUGUGAAACACCCAUAGUCCACGAUUGUAUUGAUACCAUGGGUUCUGGGUUCCUAGAACCCAUCCAGAACCCUCAUUGACUUCUGCUCUGCCAGCAUGGCAACAAGCCAGUGUGUUUGCUACUAUGUUUGCUUGUGACUGUAUGCUAAAAUGCAUGAAGUAGUCAGCCAUAGAACUGCGUUUGGUUGCCAUAGUAUUAUGUAAUGUAUCCUGUAUGUCCGCGCACACCGCUGGUUGUUUUCUAUAUGAGCCACUAGGUGGCAUGUAUUACCCACAUAUCCCAUGGCCUUAAAGGGAUAAUCCGCCCCAAACCACUAAUUCCUAUGAUUAACAGUGUUAAACAGUGUUAAAUAACACUAAUUUAUGAAAACAAAUGUUUAAUUUUGUCGUUAUAACACGGUUGGUAGCAACAUGAAAAUCGUUGUGGAAAUCUUUUGCAGCUCAAAUCGAAUACAAAACAUGCAAUGCUCUCUUUCUGGGCUGGCUAGCUAGCUAGGUAGCUAGCUAGCGAACGUAGCUACACACAAUAAUACCAAAGACAAUAUCAGCAUGUAAAGUAGCUAGUUAGCUGUAAAAUCACCUAAACAAAUUGCACUAUCAAUUUAGGAGAAUAUCUCACCGAGUUCAGUUUGCAGUUCCUCUCUGCCCAGAGCGUGUACAGAAUACGUUGCUAUGGCAACAGUGACCCUUUCCCACGUUUCCCACAGACACACAGGGUGCAUUGCGAGAUGGUACUUGAAGGAGAAAACUGAGUUGAAUAAUUUGGUACAGUGUUUAGAUUGAGCACAACUAAGCGAAAUGUAUACUUUGCCAUGACGAUAUUUAAGUGAUAAUGCCCUCGAAGCCGGUGUUUGGAGGAUAUAUUGGCACGGGUGUUGUCGAGGGCUGGCAAACCGUGCUAAUAUAUCCUCCAAACACCGGCUUCGAGGGCAUUUUCACUUUUAUACAUUUGAGUCAUUUA
This is a messenger RNA of Coregonus clupeaformis (lake whitefish), 2542 nucleotides long. RefSeq names its product P2Y purinoceptor 3. Gene Ontology annotation, molecular function: G protein-coupled UDP receptor activity; G protein-coupled ADP receptor activity; G protein-coupled UTP receptor activity. The coding region runs from base 411 to 1538 and encodes 375 amino acids. The transcript has 3 exons. NCBI's taxonomy places the organism in Eukaryota, Metazoa, Chordata, Actinopteri, Salmoniformes, Salmonidae. Gene Ontology annotation, cellular component: plasma membrane. The record is from RefSeq and is a predicted model, not a curated record. Gene Ontology annotation, biological process: cellular response to pyrimidine ribonucleotide; phospholipase C-activating G protein-coupled receptor signaling pathway.